This is a messenger RNA of Trichoplax adhaerens, 426 nucleotides long. RefSeq lists its product as uncharacterized. Lineage: Eukaryota; Metazoa; Placozoa; Uniplacotomia; Trichoplacea; Trichoplacidae. The transcript has 4 exons. Bases 1 to 426 code for a protein of 141 amino acids. The record is from RefSeq and is a predicted model, not a curated record. Gene Ontology annotation, biological process: spermatogenesis.
AUGGUACCAAACGAUUUACCCGUAACCAGUAAUCACGAAAAUAAUAUCGAUUCCAAUGAAAAUCCAGUACUACACGAUGAAGAGGAUAGCGAUAUGGACGAAGAGUUCGAUGACGACAAUCAAGGAUAUGUUCCACUUGGCCAAGAUGAUGACGACCAAGACGAAUUGUUAACUGAAACUCCUCAGUCCGAAAACGGCGAAGGCGGUAUGACAACGUGCAUGAAUGCAAAUGGACAAUCAAAUGAUCAUUCUCACCUACAUGAGCCGAUGAAUCCAGCCCACGCUGCUCUAAUCGUUCAAUCAAUGUCCAAUAUAAGCUUACCCUUAUCCGCCACCCCAGAUUGGGCUAAGCUUGUACCAGAAGAAAUGUGGAAAGAGUCAUUACUCACUACCAUAGCUGAAAGGCAUAAUCAGGACGAUAUGUGA